CGAGUGUAUUUAUUUUUUAAGUCGAAGUAUCGAACUCUCUUGAAGAGUUUCAGACGUUCGUGAACGUGGGUAAUUCGUGUUACGUAUUCUUUUCUUUCUUCCCUAAAUAAUUACUUAAUUCCGACUUUUUCGCUUGUAUAAAUUGUUCUCUUCAGUUUAAAAUAUACGUAACUAAAAAAAAUUACCACGUUCACGUGUCAUUACCUAUAUAAAAAUAAAUAAAAUUUGGAUAUAUCAUUUAAAGUUUUCUAGUGAAUAUUGAAAACAGUUUCGACUUCUUAGACUUAGUUCACGUUAAAAUAUUUUGAAAUGGCUGCUGAUACUCUGCGAGUUUUAAGGAAAAGACCAUUAGAAGAAUAUGAUGAUGAUUACAAACCUUUGUCUAAACGACUGCACAGCAUGUAUUUGAAAGAUGGUCCACUUUCCGGUGAAAACCAUCCAGGAGUCACAAACGCCUACGGUAAUGCAUCUACAUCAGUACAAUAUAGCCAGCAAACGGCAACUGAUUAUAGUCAUUCAGAUGUCAAUAGUCAACAAAACAUUAGAGUGGAAGACCAACAAAAUUUACAUUAUGAUCCAGAUCUGACUUCCGAUCAAAAUCCGUUCUACUAUGAGAGCAACAGAUUAUUAUUUGACCUUCAUGUAGAAAGGGUCCAUCGUCAUGGUCAAUAAUAAUUUUAAUUUAUACUACAAUAAAUAUUUGUUUUACCCUAAAAUUAAAAUAUUUACCGACUAUAGUCCCUCAUGGCAUAACAUCAUAUUACAAUAAUAUGUCGACUUUGGUUUGGCUAUAUUAUUAUAACUUCAACUUAGUGUUCAUAUAUCUAUGUUAAUUUUUCAUCAACUAGUAAUGGACAU
Molecule: messenger RNA, 858 nt
Organism: Acyrthosiphon pisum (pea aphid)
Lineage: Eukaryota; Metazoa; Arthropoda; Insecta; Hemiptera; Aphididae
Exons: 3
Coding region: 310-672 (120 amino acids)
Source: RefSeq, a predicted model, not a curated record